Messenger RNA from Polyodon spathula (Mississippi paddlefish), 3074 nucleotides. RefSeq names its product taste receptor type 1 member 1-like. The transcript is spliced from 6 exons. Gene Ontology annotation, molecular function: G protein-coupled receptor activity. The coding region runs from base 138 to 2699 and encodes 853 amino acids. The record is from RefSeq and is a predicted model, not a curated record. Gene Ontology annotation, cellular component: membrane. Lineage: Eukaryota; Metazoa; Chordata; Actinopteri; Acipenseriformes; Polyodontidae. Gene Ontology annotation, biological process: G protein-coupled receptor signaling pathway.
GUAGCCAGGUGGUAAACAAAUUUGUUUGAGAGUCAAACCGUCCACUCUCCCACAGUAUGUAAAUUCUGCUAUAGAAAAAGCACACACAGACAUGUACAGAGGCAGUGUGUAUAAUCUAUACCCGAGGAACAACAGUCAUGACUGUUUCUUCUGUUCUCUUAUUCACACACUUGUGUGCUGUGACUUUGGCUUACUCUGAACCCAGCUGCACAGAAACACUCGGAUCCCAGUUUGAGUUCCAGCAGGACGGUGAUUAUUUGAUUGCUGGAUUAUUCCCCGUUCAUGAGUCACUUAGUAUAACCACAACAGUACCUGAACUGCCGGACUGCAAUACUGAACAUUUCAACAAACGUGGUUAUCAUCUGAUGCAAGCCAUGCGAUUUGCCUUGGAAGAAAUAAACAAUGCGACCAGCGCUCUGCUGCCCGGUGUUAAAUUGGGAUACGAAGCAUACGAUAUCUGUUCAGAGACGGCUAAUCUCCUAGCAGCAUUCAACAUCGUGUCCAAGCAGAACGUUGAGCACCAAGAUGAACUUCAGCUAAGAACUGAGAUGCACUAUGACCCCAACACUAUAGCUGUGAUCGGGCCAGACAGCAGUACCUAUGCUCUCACCACAGCGAGCAUAAUGGGAUAUUACCUGAUGCCACAGAUCAGCUAUGAGGCUUCCAAUGAAUUGCUGAGCAACAAACGAUUAUACCCGUCUUUCUUCCGCACUAUCCCCACCGAUAGGUAUCAGGUGAGGGCGAUGCUUCAGCUACUGUCAGAGUUUCAGUGGACCUGGAUUGCCCUACUGGGAAGUGAUGAUGACUACGGGACACAGGGGAUGCAGGGUCUGUCUGAACUUGCCUUGAAAUAUGGGAUCUGCAUAGCUUACCAAGCCAUCAUACCUUCUUACAACAAAGACACAAGGGCUCAAAUGCUAAAGGUGAUUAAAGGCAUUGUCCAAACCAAUGUGAAAGUAGUGGUCAUUUUUUCUAGCAAUCGCAAAGCCAGUGGUUUUUUCUCAAUGGUCAUCGAGCAGAACAUCACUGACAAAGUGUGGAUUGGUUCUGAAAACUGGUCCAUAUCCACGUCGGUUUCCAAGCUGCCUAAAAUCAAAAGCAUUGGCAGUGUCAUGGGGAUAUCCCUCAAGGCGGCGAAGAUGCCCGGCUUUGCUGAAUUCGAAGCUCGGUCAAUUGAAUCAGAGAGCUCUAAGGCUAACGAGGAACAAGUGUGCCGAAAUGAAACUUUCUCCGAGAUCCUCGCCUGUUGCCAGGUAUGCGACCAGUGCAGGUUGCUGAAUUCUACAGACAUGCCCUCCCUGCUGGAACCCUUCGAUAUUCAAUCUUCAUUUAAUGUCUACACUGCUGUGUACGCUGUUGCACACGCACUGCACCAGUUACUAGGCUGCACCUCUGGAGAGUGCCAAAAAAAACAGGUGAACCCCUGGCAGCUCUUGCAACAGAUGAAACAGGUUAAUAUUACCAUUCAUGACGCACCGUUAUAUUUUGAUAAUAACGGAGAUCCUCCUACCGGCUAUGACAUAAUUGCGUGGGACUGGGCCGGUGACAGCGUAUCAUACAAGGUGAUCGGAUCAUACAGCCCCAACCCAGAGAGACUGCUAAUCAACAGAGACUUGAUUAACUGGAAUGCCAAGGACAACAAGACAGUGCCCACCUCUGUCUGCUCUGCGGAAUGUCAGAAGGGGUACAGAAGAGUUCUGACUGGAACCCAUGUCUGCUGCUUCAACUGUGAGGCUUGUCCUGCAGGAACUUAUGUAAAUAUAAAUGAUGUUUUGAAUUGCAAGCCUUGUGAGAUACAUCAGUGGUCUCUGCCAGAGAGUGACACCUGCCUCAACCGAACCGUAGAAUACCUCCCAUGGAAUGACAUCACUUCGGUAGUGCUGCUAAUCAUCUCAGUCAUUACACUGCUUCUGACAGUAGCUACGGCAGGCCUUUUCCUGCUAAACCUGAACACCCCAGUGGUCAAAUCGGCUGGUGGAAAGACGUGCCUGCUCAUGUUGUCCUCCCUGGCGUGUGCGUCCUGCAGCGUGUACGGUCACUUUGGCGUCCCCACAGCCGUGGGUUGCGCAUUCCUCCGGGAGCUGUUCUCCCUCUGCUUCACUGUCUGCCUCUCCUGUGUCGCCGUCAGGUCAUUUCAAAUCGUGUUCAUUUUUAAAAUGUCUGCCAAGCUGCCGAAGGCUUACGAGUUCUGGACCAAAAAUAACGGCCCACAGAUAUUUAUCUUGGUCUCUUCGGCCAUUGGGUUCCUUAUUUCACUUCUGCGCAUUGUCCUGGAUCGUCCUAUACCAAUUAAGAACUAUAGCAUCUCUCCUGAUAAGAUUGUGUUGGAUUGCAGCGGGACCCAGUCUGCAGGCUCCGCUAUGGAGACAGGGUACGUGGGAUUGCUCAGCUUCUUGUGUUUUGCAUUUAGCUACAUGGGGAAAGAUUUACCAGCAAACUACAAUGAAGCCAAGUGUGUCACGUUCAGCCUGUUAAUAUACUUAGUCUCUUGGCUUGGUUUCUAUACCACCUACGCAGUCUACAAAGGAAAGUAUACCCCAGCUUUUAACACCGUAGCUGUACUGGCUAGCGUGUUGGGUAUACUCGGGGGUUAUUUCAUGCCCAAGUGUUAUAUUAUUCUGAUGAAACCUAAGCUUAAUACUGCAGCGCAUUUUCAGAAUUGCAUUCAGAUGUACACUACCAAGAAAAGUGAUCUUUAAUGCAAAAAUGUUACUGCAAGUAAUCAUUCUGUACUUUAAAAGCCAUUGGAAUUAAGACAGUACAUAUGUAAGGAUCCUGCUGGUAAUGGCAUUAUUUAUUUAGUUUAUAAUAAUGUUUAAAAUACUGUCAAGUUUAUUAUUAUGUAUUAUUAUCUCUGUAACACUUGCAAGAUCACAUGAUUAGCAAUAGAGCUUCAUAGGAUUGCAUUGAAGUAAUGAACGCAUAGAAGUAACAUGAAUAACAAAUGUGUUGUAAUGAUUUUUCUAUACCUGAAGAUAAAUACAUUUUAAAAAAUUGCCAGAAUUUCAUAAUGAAUUCAAGUUGAACACUGUAGCAGCUGAUGCCCUGGAAUUCAUAGCAAUGUGCAACAAUUC